Molecule: messenger RNA, 2511 nt
Organism: Ectocarpus sp. CCAP 1310/34
Lineage: Eukaryota; Phaeophyceae; Ectocarpales; Ectocarpaceae
Source: the annotation of a GenBank genome assembly
AUGCGGCGGUUGGCCAGAGCUCAUCCAGAGGCGGUUGCGGCAAUCUCUCCUUCCGCUGUGGAAGAUAGCCGCUCUGUGUACGCUGCUAGUGUUCCGCGCAGUAAGAGCCAAGUUGGCAACUCGGGAGCAAAGGUGUGGACAAACGCGGAUCUCGGCACACCCGAGUUUUUCGCGUGGCUCAACACGGUGCCACACAACACGGCCAGACGCCUCGAGAAAGUUGACGAGGACGAUGAGCAGAACGACCAGGACGACGAUGAAGGCGACGCGCUAGGCGACGGGCCUCUCAACAUUGGCAAGGCAUUCCUCAUCCCGAGGGCCAAGAUGUCCCUUUACGACCAAGAUAUUUUCGCGCACAGCAUGCUCGAGGCUAGAGACAAGGUGCUCGCAGCUAGGUCGCCAGGGCAGCUGCGGAAAGCGCACGACCGCUUACGAGAGACUGAAACCGCGCUCAACUUGCGGGCGGGAAACUACAGGACCGUGAAAGUGGGGUUUGAGGAACCUGCGCCUUCGGCUGGAUCGACGGACGGGUUGCCCCAAACGGAGCCGGCCCAUAGCAGCAGCAGGGCCAGCGGAAGGGCAAACCGCGUAGUCUACGGUCCGUCGGAAACAUUUGCCUACGUGUACCACCGAAUGGUGCCCGCCUACACGGUUCUGCACAGGGUGAUGGCGGAGGUGAAGAGCGAGUUGCCCGACUUUAACCCUCGCACAAUGCUGGACUUCGGCAGCGGCCCGGGUACGUCGGCCCUGGCAGUCUGGGACGUUUGGGGUGCGGGUGGCGGUAGCUCGGUGGCUCAAGAUGGAGAAGAGACCAGACAAGGCAGCAAUCUGUCGGAGGUGCGUAUGGUGGAGGAGUCGCAGUCCAUGAAGGACGCCUGCAAGAUCAUGUUGGAGCCCCUGACGAACACUGGCCGUAUUCGAACGGGAUUCGGCACCUCACUGUUGGAGGAGGCCAGGACGGCGGGCAGAGGGGGGGCGGGCGGGGCUCCGGGUGGCAGGAAGUUCGACCUAGUGGUGGCCGCCUAUGCUUUGUCACACCUUCCCACCCACGCGUCCAGAGCUGCGGCAACAGCCGUCAUGUGGAGCCUGGUAGCUCCCGGAGGCGUGCUGGUCUUGGUGGAGGACGGCAGCGCUAAGGGGUCGCAUACAGUCCGCUCUGCGAGACACAUGGUGCUCCGACCGUCGGCACCUGCCCCUGAACAAGGUGGGGACACGGGUAAGCAGCGAGGCAACAGACGAGGCAAAAAGAACGAGAGGCAGGCCCCGCCAAGGCCUUACGUCGUUGGCCCGUGCCGGCACGACAAGGAGUGCCCGCUGCAGGCUGGGGAGUUUUGUCGCCUGCAUCAGAAGGCGAGAAAAACAACUUCACCCGCUCAUGGUUUUCGUACGACCUGGGCAUUCGCGGGGCACUUAAUAUCACGACAGCGUGCAACGGGCACUCGAAGAGUCGAGUUUAUUCAUCGAGUUAUGCCAAAAUGCAAGUUCCAGACGUUGUCUCACUCAAGGACGCGGGGGGUGCCUUGGAACGCCGUGAACGUGACCAGUUCUGCAGUCAAGUCGGUCUCGUUCUCCUACGUGUCCAUCCGAAAGGGGCCACCGGAGCGAGAGGCGGAUCAAGACGAGAGGGUAGGCGGCCGCACCAGUUCCUCCUCGGUGGACCUCCUCAAGGCCUUCGUGCAGCAGAGAAAGAACCUUAACGGUGGUGGGAGCCUGAGGGACGCCAUGGACUCUCUCGGCACGGAUGGGAUAUCCGACGCAAUUCUGAGGCGCGAUGACUGGGCAAGGCUAGUCCGCAAGCCUCUCAAGGCUAAGGGCCACGCGCUGCUGGAUGUGUGUUCUCCGGAGGGGAACAUCCAACGAAAGGUGGUGGCCAAAGGCAAGUGGAAAGGCGUUCCCGGCAUGUUCGUUGCUGCCAGAAAAAGCCAGGUGGGGGGCCUCUGGCCGUACCUCGACAACCACGACUACAAAGACCGUACGGCGAAGCUAGACGACGCCAGCAGCGGGCAACAAGGCGGCGAGUUCUUCAGCUUCGACCCCAGUGAAGAUGGUGAUGACGGUGUGGAUUUCUUGGAAGGCGACAGCGACGGAGAGUGGGAAGAGGUCGGGGACGAGGAGCGAGGACCCGUGGUUGAUUGGGCGGAGGGAGGGGUGCGAGGCCCAGCGGUUGGUAGUACAGGUACACCACGACGAAGGCCGCGAACGUUGCCGGCAGCCUUGGGACCACGAGGGAGCGGGAGCAGUGAAGAAGGGGAGUCACAAGCUAUUUUCGAGGAAAAGCUUCGAUGAAAUCGUCCGAUGAACGCUUGCCAGGGAGUGAAUCGCGCAUGGUUACUGCCAAUCGAAGACAUUGCUCGAUGGAUACGCUCAAAGUUUUUGUUUCGAAAGGAAGUCUAGGGUUCAUUGCAGGCGGUUCCGUACGCGUGUUUUCUUCCGGUAGAUGUUCUUUUUGUGUUGCGGUUGCAGUGAACGAUUCCUGCGGGCCGGUGUUCCCGGCCUGACCGCUCCACAGCU